ACUCUUUCCUACGCGCUGACAUUUGAACGGCGGCCAGAGCCAAGUCGAUCUGAGAAUAGCACAUGAACCAGUCUCCGAGGCAACUCUUCGGACAUCGUAAGUGAGUGCCGUGUUUGAUUUAGUGCGACACAGGACACAUCCGGACCAAGUUUCGGUGCCUUCAAGGUCUUUUAUUAGAAUAGGUAAUCAUGUCGACAGUCGAACGAAAAGAAUACCAGGAAACUUCGAUACGACGGACGGUGUCUCCCGUACGUAAUUUUCGAUCUUCAGCGCAGAAUGUUUCUGAAUUUGACAGUAAUUUAGAUUAUCUUCUGGAAGACCUGCAAAAUUCCGUGUCUCGUCCGGGAAGCUCGCUUGGUUACAACACAAGCAACACCUACAGAGAAACGUCCAGAGGUACACUCGAUUCCCAUCGCAGUAACUCACUGAACAGGAUAGCUCAUGUGAAAUCCUCAAAUCCUGUAACCGAAUACUCCACCGACGAUGUUCAUACAUACACGACUCCAGAUGGCAGAAAAGUUCGCGAAUACAAAAAGGAGUCAUAUCAAAUGUACAAAUCAUCUAGUGGAGGAGAGGCACCAUUGGAAAAGACUAAAGUACCAAACAGCAUUAAUGAACUCGAUUCCUUAUUAGACGAUCUUCAGCAAGUCAAAAAAUCAUCUUCAUCAUACGACAUUAAAGAAACGUAUACUGGCGUCGAUCCAGGACUAACAUCUAAAAAGACCACGGUGAACAGGGAGCUUCAUUAUGGAGAUACCCCGCAUAAGUCCAGAACUUUGGAACGAACUGAGGAAUCCAUUAGGCAGUACUCAAGCGAAGGAACGUACGGGGAUUUGCGACCAAUCCGUCCAACCACUCCUCAGUCGAGAUCAUCCACUUUAUCCAAGCAAACUAAAGUGACCAAUGUACAUUCGUAUCCAAUGGAAGUGGUGGAAACUACCGUCCCAGGCAUUGAUCCCGAAGUACUUGCUCAUUUAGACCCCAACUUACGCCCGCCCGGUAACACCAAAGUGACAACUACCAUUAAGACCUACACAUACGAAAUUCCCGGAUCCGGAGACUACCCAACGAAUCUCAAAAAGGAUGUGUCCGUUGAUGAAAAAUACGUCUAUUCACCAAAUAAAACAAUCACAACACCCAGUAGAAGCUUUGUCUACAACAAAGUCGAAAACAAAGAAAACACUAUCCAGAAAAUCGAACCAUCCUGGGAUACAAGGAAGGAAUAUUACAAAGACACUGAAGUUGAUCACAUUGAAAGGUAUCCUGCUCCAGCAGCCCCCUCCCACACUGUGGUUAAGGAAACUGUCACUACAAGAAACUACCAACCAGGUUAUGUGCCAGAGUUGCAACCACCAGGUGAAAGAACCUACAUCUAUAAUGAAACAACCACCACUAAAAAUUUCAAUGGAUACCCUAACGAACCUCCAAGGCAUGACACUUACAUCAUCAAAGACACACGCAAUACAACCACAACCAACAAGCCUUUGCCUUAUGCGGAUAACCCAGAUUAUCCUGUAGGAAAUCCUCCAAAGGAAACAUACAUAAUCAAAGAGACCAAUACUACGAAUCGGGUUGUCAAUCCUCCUUAUUCGAACGGAUAUCCGCCAAACAAAACCGUUAUUUACAAACAUGAAUCUCACACGACCAAUAAUUACGGUCCUGGUGGUCCUGGCGGACCAGGUGGACCGGGUGGGCCCGGCGGUCCAAGAAGGCCCGGAAGUCCGGAUCGUCGACCACAAAGUCCUUCGGAUGUGGACACGUUUGAUCCCAAAAAUCCUCCACCACACAGUUGGAAUCCGCCAAAAGAGAAACCAGUUAACAUCCAUUAUAAAUAUUCGUCGAGCAGUACUACGGAGAACAAAUACCAAGGAGGUUACCCACCUUAUCCAAAUGAUGAAACGCAAACACUGCUACCGAAACGGUUUCCCACUGAUGAUGAAAUAGUCGAUGCUGGACCACCGAAACGUCUGGAUGAUCUUAUGGCAACUAUUGGACAAGAGCCCCCAGAUAGUCCUUUGAAUGCUGGUUUUAAACAACAUGAAGAGGAGUUGGCCACACAAAGAAAAGUUGAUACCUUGAAAAGACAACAGGAAGAAGCCGAGGAACAGAAAAAAGAACCACUAGUUAAAACAAAGAAUGUAACUGGUCCACCAGUAUAUUAUCCUCCAGGCCAUGAGAUGUUUGCUAAGAAGGAAGAAAGUGGAGCAGCCUGGAGAGCUCAAGGAGGAUAUGCUAAAGGAUCUGGGAUGUAUGAAUAUGAAGCCAGCAGUGGGAGCAAAACAAAAACUAAAUCAGGAGCUGCAGUAGUUCCAGUAUGUCUGCCAUUAUGUUGUGGACUACCAUGUGCCUUGUUAUAAUUUAUUAUGGAGUGCUCAACAAAUGCAAGAUUUACUUGUGUAAUUAGAUGGAGAGCUGCAUGCUGUGACCAAGAUUUAUUUCAUGUUUAUUAUUGAUGUUUUACAUACCUCAUAUGAAUAAUAUUAAUCAAUUUUCACAUUAAUUUUAAGAGGUUGCAGUCAUGACAAUGUAUUAAUGAGUGUAUAAAAAUGUAUAAUUACUGCACAUUUGUAUAUAAAUUAAACUACAAUAAACUUUUUGUAAACUUUACUUUGUUAAAUAAAAAUCGAAUAUUUAAUAACAAUUGAUUGUUACAUAUUUUAAUUAUAUAUACAUGUUCUCUUGCCGUUAACAAAACACAUGACUAACUGUAUAAAUGUAUUUUAUUAUAAAAUCAAUAAAAAGUUACUCUACACAGAA
Aethina tumida (small hive beetle) is the source of this 2757-nucleotide messenger RNA. RefSeq lists its product as uncharacterized. Lineage: Eukaryota; Metazoa; Arthropoda; Insecta; Coleoptera; Nitidulidae. The transcript is spliced from 11 exons. Bases 189 to 2357 code for a protein of 722 amino acids. The record is from RefSeq and is a predicted model, not a curated record.